GAGAGCUUCCCUACAGCAGCGGCGGUGGCGGAGACACACAGAGACUGAGAGAAAUCACAAUAACACAAAGACUUGUGAGAAAUGUCGACGUUUGACAGCAGAUUUCACUCUUAUACCAGCACACAGCUGAAUGAACUUCUGGAUGACGAGAAUAAACUUUAUCACAUGAUCUGUGAAAUGGACGAGAUGAGUGAAAUGCAGCAGAAUAAAGAGCUGACCAUUGCCAGUAAUCGCAGUCUGGCUGAACAGAAUCUCAGUCUACAGCCGGAUCUGGACCAUCAGAAGAUUCACUUGACCAAACUCUACCGCAGCUUACAAGAACUACAUGAAUCUUACCAGCUCCGCAAAUCCACCUUGGGCAGCAGUUCAUUGGACACAUUAUUGGCUCUUUUGCAAACAGAGGGAGCAAAGAUAGAAGAAGAAACAGAGAUCAUGGCUGAUACAUUUCUGGACGGAUCCUUGACUCUGGACAGCUUCAUCGAUGACUACCAGAGCAAGAGGAAGCUGGCUCACCUGAGACGCGUGAAGAUCGAUAAGCUACGAGAGAUGGUGCUCAGGGGUGUUCAGCUUCCUCAGAGUUCCUCUAAUGAUCAUUCUCAAUCUCAGGAGACCCCAAACACCCCAUUCCAAAGGCUUGCUAAUGGUUCUCCAGCUCACGUAAGAUCCACACCAACAUCUCAACCGUCAGGUCAGCCCCAGCUGUCUUCAUACCCUGAUGCUCUCAGUUCUUACGUGCCUCAGAGCGCAGGCAUACCAAACACGGUACCUUCAUAUUCAUGUCCAUACCCACAAGCCCUCACUCAAGGACCCGGUGCUGGUCUUCCUCCACAGGCCGGUUUUAUAUUACAGUGAUGGUCUUAGUUUAAGCACUUCCGCUAGAAUGUGAAAUGUGUUUUUUUUUAUGCACUUUGAUAAAAUACAGGUUUGAGUUCAUGACUCCUUUGUUGGUCCAUAUGGAAUCUGCACUAGCAGAACUCUCCGUUUGCUGUUUGUUUUCACAAACGAAACAUUUCGGCUCAUUUGAGUAAGCUAUCAGCUCGUGUUUAACACAUUCUGCCAUAUUUAAAUCCUUUCCGCAUGGUUGCAGAUUCCGUCUGGACCUGUUUACUAGUUACAAUGUUAUAUUAAUUUGAGCAUUUGGUUGCGUUUGCAUAACGUCAAGUACUGUUUUUAAAUGAUCAGUUUUACAUUAGAAUUUUAUUUUAAAAACCAUUGAAUGGAAAAUGGUAACAAACAACACUUAUGAGCAAUGGGGGCAUUGAAUUUCUCUGUAAAUAUCCCUACAUGUGAUUAAAGAUUAUAGAUCGACGAAUGCGAUGUUUAAAAAGCAGAAACGUGGUUCAUAUGCACAUACAAGACUGAGAGUUUACUGUGUACUUUUGGUAUUUGUAAGAAAACCUUCCCUAUCGUCGUCAAUAUGAGAUAUAUUGUAUAAUAUUCAUGUUUGGAUUUCUGAGUAAAAAGUGACCAACAACCAAAGAAGCACUCCAUCUUAACCAUGAAUACUCCAUACUGGUCGUUUGUUGGAUUUAAACUUUAUGAAGUGUUUGAAUAAACCUGUGGCGUUAACAGAGCAGUCUGACGGUAGAUCUGCUGUGAUCAACUCUCUUAACUUCUAUUCGCUAAACAAACAAUUCUUAUUGUUAAAAUAUCACCGUUUACAACAUUCUGAUGACUUUUGUCUUUCUGUCUCUUCAUCGAAGUUCAGGUACUGUGAUAUAUCAAUGGAAGGUGUUAUCAUCACGGACUGUGACGAUGCUCAUGCAUGUUUUAUAAGAUGGUUGUUUUAUGCAAGUGUGUAGGGUAAGAUUACAAAAGUCACUUAAUACUGAAGCGAGUAAGUGUAAAAAUAUCUAAUGUGCCUUGAGACAGAACAGACGUUUAAUGAAGCGUUGAAUCACACACAGUGCUUUGAGAACUCUUCAAAGCCAUCUGAAUCUUUCCUGUUUGUGAAGAUGAUUACUAGUGCAAACUCUUUUUGUCUCAUCUGUGUGAUGUCUUUAUCCUGUAACACUCCUUCUGUAAAGUAUUGUAAAGUAAAUUGUAUCUGUUUAAUUCGUGGCUGGAUUUUUGUAAUGCUUAUUAAUAAAUGCCUAUGAACUAAUAAAACAGUCAAUGCUAUA
This is a messenger RNA of Triplophysa dalaica, 2123 nucleotides long. It is a transcript of the gene vps37bb, whose product is annotated as VPS37B subunit of ESCRT-I b. The coding region runs from base 82 to 852 and encodes 256 amino acids. Gene Ontology annotation, cellular component: ESCRT I complex. The record is from RefSeq and is a predicted model, not a curated record. NCBI's taxonomy places the organism in Eukaryota, Metazoa, Chordata, Actinopteri, Cypriniformes, Nemacheilidae. Gene Ontology annotation, biological process: ubiquitin-dependent protein catabolic process via the multivesicular body sorting pathway; protein targeting to vacuole; protein targeting to membrane. The transcript is spliced from 4 exons.